AUGGAUCCCCUUGAAGAUGUGUUUGCCAGGAAUGUUACAGAACUGAUAGCUACCCAAGGUGUCUUGUUUGGUUUGGGCAGUGCUAUGAUACAUGGUCCAGCAUUGGUACUACUUGGUAAAUACUUUAAAACAAGACGUGGGUUAGCAACAUCUAUAGCCAACUCAGGAAUUAGCUCUGGCGCUGUUAUUUUUCCUCCUCUGGUUCGAUAUCUUCUAGACAGUUUUGGUUUAAGAGGAGCUCUGUUGAUUGUUGGAGGACUUCAGCUUAACAUGCUUGUGUUCGGCCUUUUACUUAGGCCUGUAGAAAGUUUUAAACAUAAGAAAAAAGUAACUAAAUCUUUAGGUUCCUUAAAAGAUUUAACUGGAUCCUAUUCUGCCUCAUAUCAUUGCAUGGGAAGUGCUGUAACUAUAGCUGCUGUCUUUCUUGUGAUAGAACCUUUGUUUAAAAAACCUUUAAAACCAGAUGACAAGAAAAUUGGUGAAAAUGGCGAAUGA
Messenger RNA from Patella vulgata (common limpet), 495 nucleotides. RefSeq names its product monocarboxylate transporter 12-like. NCBI's taxonomy places the organism in Eukaryota, Metazoa, Mollusca, Gastropoda, Patellidae. Gene Ontology annotation, molecular function: monocarboxylic acid transmembrane transporter activity. Bases 1 to 495 code for a protein of 164 amino acids. The record is from RefSeq and is a predicted model, not a curated record. Gene Ontology annotation, biological process: transmembrane transport. The transcript is spliced from 5 exons.